Molecule: messenger RNA, 918 nt
Organism: Zeugodacus cucurbitae (melon fly)
Lineage: Eukaryota; Metazoa; Arthropoda; Insecta; Diptera; Tephritidae
Product: glutathione S-transferase 1-like
Exons: 1
Coding region: 16-573 (185 amino acids)
Biological process (GO): glutathione metabolic process
Molecular function (GO): glutathione transferase activity
Source: RefSeq, a predicted model, not a curated record
AAAAAGAAAUUGAAAAUGGGAAAAAUUGUGUUGUAUGGUUUGGACCCCAGCCCACCAGCCGGGACGGUACCGGCACUAUUGGAUGACGGUCAUGCCAUUUCGGAUUCACACGCCAUCAACGCUUACUUGGCAAGCAAAUAUGGUAAAGACGACUCCCUCUACCCGAAAGAUCUGCUAAAGCGUGCGGUUGUCGAUCACCGUUUGUACUUUGACACGGGUGUAGUCUUUGAACGUGCCCUACGUGCAACAACACUACCUAUUUUCCUGAAUAAUGAAACAGAUGUGCCGCAAAAAAAGAUCGAUGAAAUCGCUGAAGUGUAUGCUACAGUGAAUAAGUUCUUGGAGGACCAUCCCUAUGUUGCCGGUGAUAACCUCACUAUUGCGGAUCUAUCGCUGAUUUCAUCGAUCUCCACUCUGCAGGUGUAUUUAGAGAGCGAUGCCGUUAAUUAUCCAAAUUUGUUUGCGUGGAUCAAACGCUUGGAGCAGCUGCCCUACUAUGAGGAAGCGAACGGCAAAGGGCUUAAACAAUUAACUGAUAUGCUUAAGGAGAAGAAUAUAAAAAUCGUCCCUUAAACAGACCUUCCACAGUCGUAUUUCUGUUUGUUCUGUGCGUCGAACAAUCGAAUUACAUUUGACCACUAUCGAGUACAAACAUUUCUUGCGAACAUCAUUUGUAAAACGUGUAAACAUUUCAGUAUUUUCAAUCUAGUAAAACUUUUGCCAAAUAAGGUUCGUUCGAUCAUUGAAAUCAAUUGUCGAAUAUUUUCGCUCGAACACAGACAAGAUAGAAUAAUUUCUAUUUUCUCGAACAAAAUUGAAAAUUCGAACACUGCCAUCAAUUAUGAAAAUUAAUUUGUAGAAACGACCACAUUCGACUGUGAAUGGACUGCUUUAAUUAUUGCAAUAUGUUAUUUAAUU